UAGUACGCAGGUUUGUGUCGUCUUGCACAAACGUCAGUAGUAGAACGGGAACCGAAGCGGAUCAGCGGCCGCAAUGAUGUCGCGAGCCGUACUUUUUAUUAGUGUUUUUACUAUAUUUUUGGAAGUCCUUCACGCUAGCCAGGCGACGAGCGGUGCUGAGCCGCAAGUUGCUGUGCUAUGCGAGGCCGGGUCCACCUACCACCCUCAGUACAUGUCAGCUGCUGGAAGAUGGACCCCCGACCUCACCACGAAGCCCCACAACUGCUUGAAGGAUAAAAUGGAAAUACUUGACUAUUGCAAGAAGGUCUACCCGAGCCACGAUAUCACCAACAUCGUUGAAGCGUCCCAUUACGUGAAGGUCAGCAAUUGGUGUAAGCUGGGUACCAACAAUGCCGCUAAAUGCAAGGUCACUAGAUGGGUCAAGCCAUUCCGCUGUCUCGAAGGUCCAUUCCAAUCGGAUGCGCUGCUCGUCCCCGAGAGCUGCCUGUUCGACCACAUCCACAACCAGAGCCGAUGCUGGCAGUUCUCUCGCUGGAACGCUACAGCCGGCCGCGCCUGCGCCCAGAGAGGACUCCGCCUCAGGACCUUCGCGAUGCUCCUACCCUGCGGAAUCAGCCUGUUCUCUGGAGUCGAAUUCGUAUGCUGCCCUAAACAUUUUAAGGAAAACGUGAAAAUGCACAAACCAAUGGAUGUGGGCGUGCCAGUUAGCCCUGGUGGUGAAGAGAUGCUGGCUGCCUCCGCUGCUAUGGACGAGCGAGAUGAUGAUCUCCUUGACGAUGAAGACACCCUCACUGACGACGAUGACGACACCCUCAACCUCAGCGACGACGAUGACGACGAUGACGCUGAUGACGAUAUGGAUGAAGAUGAAGACGCUGAUCUGACCCGCGAUGAUGACGCCGAAGACGACGAUUACACGGACGGUGAUGACUCCGGCUGGCCGCGACCUGACUCCUCCGCCGCGCCGUCUACCACCACGCCUACCACCACCACCACGACCACCACCACUACGCCGGCUUCCACCGCUACCUCCGACCCCUACUUCUCUCACUUCGACCCUCGCACCGAACACCAGAGCUACAAGGACGCCCAGCAACGACUCGAGGAGACUCACCGCGAGAAGAUUACUAAGGUGAUGCGUGACUGGUCUGAACUAGAGGACCGAUAUCAACAGAUGAUGACCUCUGACCCCGCUGCCGCCCAAAGCUUCCGCCAACGCAUGACCGCCAGGUUCCAAGCCAACAUUCAGGCCCUCGAAGAGGAUGGUGUAUCUGAACGUCGCCGUCUGGCCGCCCUUCAUCAGCAACGAGUGUUAGCUCACCUGGCACAAAGACGCCGCACCGCCCUCUCGUGUUACACACGGUCCCUGAAAGACGCUCCUCCCAAUGCCCACCGCGUCCAGAAGUGUCUUCAGCGUUUGGUCCGCGCCCUCGCCGCCGAGAGAUCAGGAGCGCUGGCCGCCUGGCGCCGUGCUGCUUCAGCCGGCCGUGAAGCCGCUGCCGCUGAACGAGCGAGUGCUGUGGACAGACUGCAGGACGCCGACCGCGCUCUCCAACGGGCGUUAACGUCCCUCCGCCGCCGCCCGCACUUGUACGCUAGCAUCGGAACUGCUAUCGAGGACUACGUUCAGUCCAUGCAGUCCAAGGACGACAUGGCCGUCUCCCUGAUGUCGAUGACUCCUGAGGCUGAGGAGCUUCUUCUGGACCGUAUCGAAGCCGAGGUCCAGAGAGAGCAGGCGGCUCGGGAACAACUCAACGCCAAGAGAGACCAGAGGACCAGGCAGAGGCAGGACAUUGAAAACGAACGUGUCAGGACUUCCAACGGUGUGAAAGAGAGCGAAGAGGCUGAUGAUGAAGCCAGUGAAGUCAGCGACACCGAGGACACCACCACCGUUUCUACGACGCAGAGCUCCCCCUCCCCCUCUCCCUCUCCCUCACCGCCGGCCACGCCCACCGUCCGUGACGUCACCACCAGAUCAGCCUUCACCCAGGAAACCACAACCACGGAGAUCAUGACCAGUACGAUGACGGACGCCCCCGAGAUAGACACGGAGACCAGCGAAGUGGUGGAGACGACCAGCAGGAGACCAACCAGCGAAUCCGAGGGGUCGGGGCUCCGCGCGGCGCUGGAGCAGGCCGAGGAGCGUGCGCCCCCGCCGCCCGCACACGCCCUCAAACAUGAACUACAACACUCACAGCCCGGCUAUACAAUCCGCGGUCCGUCGCCGUCCCCGGGCUCGGGUGCUCUGUACCCGGCCCUGUGUGUGGGUGGAGCGGCGCUGGCGGCCGCAGCAGCUGUCGCGCUCGCUGUGGCACGACGACGUGACCGCGCUCCAUCCGCUCAAGGAUUCGUACAGGUGGAGCAGACCGGCGCCGUGGCUCCGACUCCUGAAGAGCGACACGUCGCCAACAUGCAGAUCAAUGGUUACGAAAACCCAACCUACAAAUACUUCGAGGUCAAGGAGUAAAUGCCGUCUCCCUCCCACCUACCACCAGGCCUGCCUUCCUCUCUCUUUCUCACUUCAGGAAAAGUAGGCAAUGGCAAGUGCUUAGGGAUUAUCGAUUUCAUUGACAUUCCGCUUGCCGAGUCCCUUAAGUCUUUUUGAGACGCGAAAGCACAACUAGGCAUCUAGUGUAAUUAAUAAAAAAAACAACGCCAACUAGUUUUGUACGUAAUAACUAGCUUAUGACUGAGAACAGCGCCAUCUAGUUUGAAGCAUAAUAACUAGUCUACGACUAGGAACAACGCCAUCUAGUAUACGACUAACAUAUUAAUAUGUCACUCUAAAGGACGCUGUAAGGGACGGCAUAACUUUUCAAUAUUUGUUAUUGAUCGUGUCGUGUGCUAGUUACCCCAUCCCCCGUAGUAAGGGUGGUACCCUCUCCCUAUAUCUAUGUCCUUGAGUAAUUAAUUCUUUAUGGAAUGAAUGUGUGUGACGAUUUAUCGUAUCUAUAUAUGAAUUGCAAUGCAAGCCUGGUGGUUCUCAAUAUUCAUCAUUAAUAAUAAAGCUUGUGUGAUUAGUCGAGAUAUUUUUUUGCGAGUCUUCGCAAUCAGUCAACAUUUACCUAAAUCGGAUUAGAGUUUAUAUUGUUUUGUAUGUUAUAUUUUAUGUUUGCACCAAAAUAUUUAUUUGUAUUUUAAGUGUAGCUAUAAGUUUCGUCUAGUGUCAUAGAAGUCAUAAGUGUCACCUUGUAGUCGAGUUGUUUAAUUAAGUUGUCAAACCCGCAUCCCUAGUGGUAAGGUACAGUGAACAUAUAUCACUCUCUCUCCCUCUCUUUGUUUUCUCUCUCUCUCUCUCACUCUUCGGUCUCAUGAUAAUGAUCUCACUCUACGUCAUCACUUCGUCAUUAUUUCUUAUACUUCAGGUCCCUGUACGUUGCCACUGGGGCCAGUGGAACAAACGUCCAUGUACGCUGUGUAUUUAAGCUCCGCGUACGAAUUUGAACCUAAAUUACUUACUCUUAAUGCCCGCUUUCUUUUUCUAACGUAGAUAGAACUAAACGUGAAUUUUAUGUAAUAAAAUGCGAAAAUAUAUUUUAAUAAUUAUGUGUACUUAGCGAGGGACGGGCGGCAAAGCCGGCGCGGGUAAACUCUUAGCCUGUAGCGUUCUUCUAGUCAGACAUUUUUUCGAUCUGAAUCCUCGUCUAUGUUUUCUGUUUACCCGCGGGACAAUACUCAUAGUUCCCUGUAAGGAUGAACCGAGUACUCAACGUGCGUCAGCGAGGAGCCUUCCCACGGAGGGAUUUCUGCAGAAGCUUUGUAUUGUCUAGUCAGAAUUGUCGUAAAAAAUCCGUUCAGCGCGCACUUUGGGUACGAGGUAACGCCAGCAGUAAGCUUAGUGGGUGUAUGUACGGUUAUUAUAUAAGUAGAUGUACAAAAGUAAUACAAUAUAUAGAUGUUUUAGCGUCAGAUACAUAUAGUUAUAAAGCAAAAUAUUAUUAUAUAUCGCAUUCGUCCGUUUAAUGUAAGGGCUUGCGCUCAUGUCUAUCCCACGUACCACACUUAAUGUUACGCCGUAGAUAAGAUGUAAUUCUGCCUCAGUAUUAUAUACAUUUAAGCUUUUUCGUUACAUAAGCUAACUAUAUACACUAAUUCUAUUUGUUUACGGGCGUCGUGUCAUCGCUACGUUAAUGGAGUCAUAUCAGAUGUAACACGGCGCUUGGACUUUCUAUUACGACACAAGGAAACGUUCUUUUAGUUCGUAAUGGGUGAUAAGAGAUGGCAGCACUCACUGGUGUCGUAAUAAAAACGCUCCAACCCGCGCCCGCCCGUGGCUUGUACGGCAUUUUCGUAAGUUUAACCACUGUAUAACUUAACUUUUAUCCUGCAUCAAGUAACCGCUGUAUUUUUACUAAUAACUAAGUAACAAGCCGACCAGUUAUUUUUUUAACAAACUCUUUGCUCAAACUCAGCUGUCUCUCAUCGUUAUAAUUCUGUAAUCGAUGUUUUAAUAUAUUCGAUGUUAGUAGAUGUAAUCCCGGUUUCUGUAAUUCGAGAUCACUAUUUCACGUAUUUUCAAAAUAUAAUAAAUGGUUUGGGGUCUUUUGUGUUUCCUGUGCUACAUUUCAUUGUGAGUUUGAAGUUCAAAUCGAUUCAAUAAAUAGGAAUAUUAAAA
Molecule: messenger RNA, 4615 nt
Organism: Danaus plexippus (monarch butterfly)
Lineage: Eukaryota; Metazoa; Arthropoda; Insecta; Lepidoptera; Nymphalidae
Gene: Appl
Product: amyloid-beta-like protein
Exons: 17
Coding region: 74-2467 (797 amino acids)
Biological process (GO): axonogenesis; central nervous system development
Cellular component (GO): neuron projection; neuronal cell body; membrane
Molecular function (GO): heparin binding; transition metal ion binding
Source: RefSeq, a predicted model, not a curated record